Molecule: messenger RNA, 3065 nt
Organism: Dendronephthya gigantea
Lineage: Eukaryota; Metazoa; Cnidaria; Anthozoa; Malacalcyonacea; Nephtheidae
Exons: 11
Coding region: 225-2372 (715 amino acids)
Biological process (GO): signal transduction
Molecular function (GO): protein binding
Source: RefSeq, a predicted model, not a curated record
UAGUUGUAUUUAUGAAACCGCGGGGAAAGUUAGGAAACUGCCAAUCCACAAAGUUCAAUCAUUUCAAUUUGAUAUACAUGAUGUCCUGGCGUUAUUUCCCUUUUGGAUAGAGCGCCAAUAUUCAACGACCCAGAGUAUUUAAGAUCAUUGUGGAAAGGAAUGGUUUUAUUAUGGUUUUUUGUUGAGAAUGGACAUCGUUGAAGCCACCAACUGAAAGCUGGAUCAUGUCGAAUCAAUUUAUCUUCGCCCUUCUGUUCACCGGAGCAGCUGCAAUAGCGCAUAAUGAAUUCUCGGACAGAAACUCUUCAAGGAACAGCGUUCAGCCAAGCCCCACGGAAACCAGGACGGAGGAAAUAACAGACCAAACCAAAGGAGAACACUUCAAUAUUUUUUUGGCUAUUGGUUGUGCGGUAGCGUCUGCUUUUGCGGUUUUAUUUAUCGUUGUCUUUCUUGUUUUUCGUUACAAACGACGUCACAAGAAGCUGUUGUCUUUGAAAACAAAUAUAAACCAACCUCCUUGCAAACCACAGUAUACUCCAGUCCCGGUGCAACCGCAUCUUAAACCUAACAAGUAUGCGAUAGCCGAGUUAGAAGAAGAACCAGAUACUAUAUCGGGAUACAGUGCGCCCGAUUCAUUGAUGAACGGAGUUCAGGUACCAGGUCUAGAGCCAGAGGAGCUUCAUAGAAAGACUGUUUCUGUCGGCCCCGAUGGGGAUACUAUUUGCAUCGACGACGUCACACUUACGAUCUGGCCUGGAUGUCUUGCCGCGACUACGGAGAUUUCUUUCAUAAAACAUAAUCACUUUGCUGCCUUUGAAUCUCUACUAGACUUGGGCCUUGUCGAGACCCAACCACAAGUAAUCGAAUUCCUGCCAGAUGGCUUGAAAUUCUUGAAACCAGCGGAUCUUACGAUAAGAUUCGAAAGAACUACCCCCGAUUCCAAAAUGUUUCUUUUGCACGGAUCCCACAACGAUGAUAAUCAGAACGUCGUUUGGGAGCUGGUGACUAAUGAAAUCGAGGAGAACACGGCCGAGAAUGUAGUGAACGCGAAGAUUAGCGGUUUCUCUUUUUGCUGCUAUUUUUCAGCAGUAUCUGAUAUGAUCGGCAGAAUCUUGAGCCAUCUGAAUCACUCGUUUCCCUGUUAUGCUUACGCGUACUAUCGCAGGCGACCUCCAAUGGACAAAAUAGAUAUCUCAGUUGUCCUGGUUAGCUCGUUUAUUGAUAAGAAUAAAGAAAAAAUCAAACUCUUGAAAGAUCAUGAAGAAGAGGGUUACAUUAAGUUUGAUAAAGGAAUGGAGAAAUGUCUUUGCACUGAUCAGCCUCUCGAGAUGUGCCUUGCAGAUUUCCCUGGACUCCAAUCUGGAGCAUAUCAAUUCAAAGUAAAUCAGUGUCAACUGGAUAAGGAUGGCUUUGUAAUUGAUCAGUUCAAGGGUUGUUCUAUAAGAUAUCCCGCAAGUGGAAAUGUAAAUAUUAGUGCAGUUUAUCCAUGUGAAGAACUUCACUCUUUAUGGACGUUGAAUAUUUUUGAGGAGGAACAGGAGUGUAGAGCUACAGAAGUAGUUGUACAAUCCGCUGAACCAGUUUCCGAACUUCAAGUACAAUCCGCUGAACCAGGUCCCGAACCUCGAGUUAUCCGCCGAACCACAAGAUUAUCGAAUGACGAGAUAAAUAGAUUGAGCAAUGUGGUUGGGGUAGAAUGGGACAGCCUCGCUGGGCUCAUGAAUAUCUCGUAUUCCAAACGGGAAGAAAUCAGAUCCAAUAAUACAAGUUACCCGAAUUCUGUUCAGAAAGCUGAAAAAAUAUUAAGGUUUUAUAAUGAUGAGGGGGAUUUCAGCCGCAAUAAUUUGGCAGAGCAUUUUGAUGAGCUGGGACGCAAUGAUUGGAAAAACGAGAUACGGCUGCCCGGAAACGAAAAACAUGAAACUAAAGAAGUGGAAACACCAUCACCAGUAUCAGUAUCAGAGCACAAUGGGUCCGGGGAAGUGGAAACACCACCAUCGCCGCCUGAAAUUAAUGCAAACGAAAGCAUCAAGCCACAAACUGAAACACGACUGUCGUCUCGUGAAAUGUUCAGGCUGAGCAAACGAAUUUCCGCUGACUGGGACCGACUGGCGGGCGAAAUGAGUAUACCCGCAGAAGAACGAGAUGACAUACGAUACAAUGUCAUAUACGCUAACAACCGCUCCAAAGCUGAGAAAAUCUUGUCCAUCUUCAACAAUAGGAAAGAUUUCUCGCGUAAAAAAUUGACGGAUCUCUUGAAGAUUGUGGGGAAGUUGCACUUGAUUUCGCCAGUUCUUAACGGAGAAUGGACAAGGCCGACAAGCGUACGUGACAGUGAUGAAAUUGAUGAAAACACCGGUGGAACACUUUAAAUGAUGCGAUAGACAGCUGUGAUUUGCUUGUAAAACUAAAAGCAAAUAUAACAAUAAAGUCGAUGUUCGCGGGCAUAAAUGUGUUUUUGGCCCGACUCUAAUUAAGCCAAUGGGUAGGAUCAAAAACACAUUUAUGCCCAAGAACAUCAACUGUAUAACUGUUAUAUUAACUUUUAUUAAAGGCGAAGGGUAAACACUUCAGGCAUUUUUCUGAUUGCCUUAGAUCAGCAGGCUAAAAUAUAUUUCAGCCCGGAAAUUUACCAUUUUACUCAGUAAAAUACAACACAAUGCCUGCCAAAGUUAGUAUAAAUACACGUUUAUCGGUGACGAGAACCAGAUAUAUCAUCUUUGGAUGAUAUUUCGCUUAAAAUAUUCAUAAAACCGUAACAUUACUCAUAUCUUAGUGUUCACUGACUGAGAAAAUAAUAGAUUUCUAAAGACAUGAAUAAUUAUAAUAACUCGAAAUUUACGCUACGCCACUGACAUUACUAUGAAAAUUUGCUUAAAAACCUGAACAAGCAUUUUGCGUGACACUCGUGUGAACCGAAUCGCCUAGCGAGUAAACAUUUCCAAAAUUAGCACGUAAACAGAUAUUCAAUCAUGCAUCAUGUUGCGAAAAACAAGCUUUCGGUAUAUUGUUUGCUAACAAAAGUUGUGAAUUACAGUCCCGUUUACAUUACACUCGAUUUAUUG